CUGAGCUAGCCUCCGCUCCAUCAAAAAGCACAAGGAAGGAAGACGACCCUAGCUAAACCCUAGCGAAGGGAAGGAACCAAGACCAUGGAUGCCUCCAAGCUCCGCGAGCUUCGCGACUUCGUCGAGGCGUGCAAGAAGGACCCUUCCCUCCUCGCCGACCCCAGCCUCGCCUUCUUCCGGGAUUACCUCCAGAGUCUGGGUGCCAAAAUUCCACCCGCCGCUGCCGCCUCCUUCGAGAAGCCCAAGAGAUCUUCCAUGGACGACAUUGAUGAUGAUGAUGAUGACGGCGAUCUGGAUAUGAGGGAUCCCACUCCUGAGCCAGACGAGCUCGAUGAGGAGAUUGUUGAGUCUGAUCUUGAGCUUGAAGGAGACAUUGUACAGUCUGACCAUGAUGACCCACCACAGAAGAUGGGUGAUCCUUCGGUGGAGGUGACUGAGGAAAAUCGUGAUGCCUCUCAAGAAGCAAAAGGCAAGGCUAUGGAAGCAAUGUCUGAAGGAAAACUCGAAGAUGCUAUUGAACACCUUACCAACGCAAUUGUGCUGAAUCCACUCUCAGCAAUCAUGUAUGGUACUAGAGCAUCUGUGUUUAUAAAAAUGAAGAAACCAACUGCUGCCAUUCGUGAUGCCAAUGCUGCUCUAGAGAUCAACCCAGACUCUGCAAAAGGCUAUAAAACUCGUGGAAUGGCAUAUGCCAUGCUUGGCAAAUGGGAGGAAGCCGCUCGUGAUCUGCACACAGCAUCUAACAUGGAUUAUGAUGAGGAGAUCAGUGCUGUGCUCAAGAAGGUGGAGCCUAAUGCUCACAAGAUAGUGGAACAUCGCAGGAAGUACGAGAGGCUGAGAAAAGAGAGGGAGGAAAAGAGAGCAGAGCGUGAUCGGCUUCGUCGACGUGCAGAGGCACAGGCUGCUUAUGACAAGGCCAAGAGGAAGGAGCAAUCGUCAAGUCGCUCAUCAGGAGGUGCAUCUCCCAGAGGUUUCCCUGGAGGGAUGCCCGGUGGAGGUUUCCCUGGAGGGAUGCCCGGUGGAGGUUUCCCUGGAGGGAUGCCCAGUGGAGGUUUCCCUGGAGGGAUGUCCGGUGGGGGUUUCCCUGGAGGGAUGCCUGGUGGGGGUUUCCCUGGGAGUGGCAUGCCUGGAGGUUUCCCUGGGGGUGGCAUGCCUGGAAAUGUUGAUAUGAGUAAAAUCCUGAAUGACCCUGACCUGAUGGCAGCAUUCAGUGACCCAGAGGUCAUGGCGGCGCUACAAGAUGUGAUGAACAAUCCUGCCAACUUUGCUAAGCACCAAGCGAAUCCCAAGGUGGGCCCUAUCAUCACAAAGAUGAUGGCCAAGUUCAGUGGGUCCCAGUGAUUGUUGUGUGGCAGUCAGAUUUUGUGAGAAGCAAGCAAAGGCCCGUUGGACAGUGAACAGGUGUUUUCUUUUUGUGCAUCUGGGGGUGCCCGUUGGACAGUGAACAGGUGUUUUCCUUUUGUGCAUGUUGGGGUGCGUUUAGCUUGUGAUGAAGAACAUGAGUGAACUUUGUUUUUCUUUUUUGUGCAUCUAGAGAUGCGUUGAGCAUGUGAUGAAAAAAACACCAAAUGGCUCGAUGGGGAUGUAUGCAGAAAGUUGCUUUCGAACUUGAACUUGCCAGAGGAAAUAUUUACUCACGAUUCUCAAUUCACAGAUGCGGACAAUUUCUUGUACCCGUGUCUUGUGCUGAA
This is a messenger RNA of Sorghum bicolor (sorghum), 1691 nucleotides long. RefSeq names its product FAM10 family protein At4g22670. Gene Ontology annotation, molecular function: protein dimerization activity; Hsp70 protein binding. NCBI's taxonomy places the organism in Eukaryota, Viridiplantae, Streptophyta, Magnoliopsida, Poales, Poaceae. The transcript is spliced from 11 exons. Bases 85 to 1341 code for a protein of 418 amino acids. The record is from RefSeq and is a predicted model, not a curated record.